This is a messenger RNA of Cydia fagiglandana, 9689 nucleotides long. RefSeq lists its product as uncharacterized. Gene Ontology annotation, cellular component: plasma membrane. The transcript is spliced from 27 exons. Gene Ontology annotation, molecular function: calcium ion binding; calcium-dependent phospholipid binding. Lineage: Eukaryota; Metazoa; Arthropoda; Insecta; Lepidoptera; Tortricidae. Bases 507 to 6842 code for a protein of 2111 amino acids. Gene Ontology annotation, biological process: positive regulation of vesicle fusion; positive regulation of D-glucose transmembrane transport; intracellular protein transmembrane transport. The record is from RefSeq and is a predicted model, not a curated record.
UACUCGUGCUGUUGCACCUAUCAUUUACAAAUUAUUUAUAAAAGCUUCAUUUGUCUAUUAAUAAACCUACUCAUUACUUUUAGAACAGUUUCGACAUUACAGAGGCGCUUAAAGGUGCAGUGUUUAUACUACACCGUCGCGUAAUACGCAUCCCAAAUGCGUACAAUACACAAAUAUUUUCUCUCAACAUAACAUUGUUUUACUCGAAAAUGUGCAGUAAACAGUUGACUAUAUUCUCAAGAUACGCUCAAAAUAUUAGUGCCGCUUCAGGAUAAUACGAUAAAGACGUAGUAAUCGCCAGAUCUAUCUGUGCGUCGUGUACACACAUCUAUUCUUUGAUAAGAUUCCUAUCAAUAUUUGUGUUCGAAAUUUUCGGAUAAAAUGUGCUAAUCUAUUGUGUGAAGAGGUGAUAAUGCGGGUUAGCAUGUUGUGAAAACUGUUUGGAUAUAUUUAAAUAGCACUUGAACGUUAAUUUAUGUUGUAUUAAGAGUUGUUUUUAAGUCAAUAUGCCUGGGAAAAUCAAAGUGAAGGUGCUAGCCGGGCGGAACCUGCCGGUAAUGGACCGCGCAAGUGACACCACGGACGCCUUCGUGGAGAUCAAGUUUGGCAGUGUUACACACAAAACUGAUGUGUGCAGAAAAUCGCUAAACCCGCAUUGGAGCAGUACAGAAUGGUAUCGGUUUGAGGUGGACGAAUCCGAGUUGCAAGACGAACCGCUGCAGCUGCGCCUGAUGGACCACGACACGUACUCUGCCAACGACGCUAUCGGAAAGGUCGUCAUCAGUCUUGCGCCGCUGCUGGCUAGGGUGGCGAACACGAAAGGAGGAGCCGCCGCGGCGCACGGAGGAGCCAUGAUGUCAGGAUGGAUCCCGGUGUUCGACACCAUGCACGGGAUCCGCGGCGAGCUGAACGUCAUCGUCAAGGUUGAGCUGUUCUCGGACUUCAACAAGUACAAGACUUCCAGCUGCGGCGUGCAGUUCUUCCACUGUCCGAUGAUACCGCCCGGUUACAAAGUCACAGCUAUACACGGGUUCGUUGAAGAGCUGGUAGUCAAUGAUGACCCGGAGUACCAGUGGAUUGACAAGAUCAGAACACCGAGGGCUUCCAACGAGGCGCGGCAGGUCGCAUUCAUCAAACUGAGUAACCAGGUACAACGAUUGGUAGGCCUUAAGGCUGCCGAGUUGGGAGCCAACGCAGUUGUGGGAUACCAGCAAGACUUCGAUCUGGAGGGCGAAGCAGGCGUCGUUGCCAGAGCCAUCGGCACAGCAGUCAGCAUCACCGCGUCGCCAACGGCCAACCAACCUCCCAGCGUGCCGCCCUGCUCGCAACAACAACUCAAUAAGUACUUGGACAUUUUAGCGACCGAUAACGAAAGUACGACCGAUCUGAACGAAUACUUCCAAUCUCAUCAAGAAGAGCUACAGAAAUUACUGUAUAUACUCAAUCCGAAAACAUCUUCAAUGCUCGACGAAACUGAGAAUAUUGAAGAUGAUGAGAAUGAGAAAAGUUUCGAGUUAUCAAGACAAGCCAGCAUCAAAGGAUACACAGGAAAUUAUUCUAUUUAUCAAAAUGAAUAUGGCCCUCAUGAUAGCAUGAGGCACUUGUCCGAGGAUCAGACAGAUUUGAACAGGCUUCUGAACCGCAAUGACGAUUACAAUGAUUCUAUGGGGCCCUUGAAAAAGAUAAAACAAUUCAAAACCAAUAUAUUUAGACUCGGCAGUAUGAAAUCACGAAAAUCUGAUCAAGCCGACGAUACAAUAUCUAUAAAGUCCAAUGUUUCCGAUACGUCAAAGAUAUCUUUAUCCGAUAUAAAAAAUGAGUUCAAAAAAUUAACAAGAUUAAAAACGCCCAAAUUGCGGAAAGCUUUUGCUAAUAAAUCAGAUGAAGGCAUUGGUAUGGCGUCGGUGCUCGCUAGAUCAGUUAUUCACGCUCAAACGAGUCUCGCACGCAUCUCUGAAACUCAAGAUUCUGACCCUUCUCCGAGCUCGACUUUAAGACGGACCAGUGAAUCCGAGCCCGCUAUUAAUGUAUCCGAUGAAGAACAAGCUAACAGAGAAUCGGAAUCGUAUGAUAAUAAAUCUCUCGGUAGUGAUAAGAGGACAUUACCAGCUAUAAAGUUUUCAUCUUUGAAAAACGUGUCCACUGACGAGGAAGCAGAGCCAACCGAGGGUCGUCAGCGAAAGUUAUCUGAAUCUUGUCCGUCCACUCCGGUAGUUGCUAGAAAAAAUCUUCUCAAGCUUCCUGGGGAUGUUGGCUAUUUCGGCUCAGUUUCGUCUGCCUUGUCUGCAGAUAGCUCAGAAGCAUUUUCUAGUUCUGAAGAAGAUGACGAGAGCUCCAUUAAAACAGAUACUGAAAAAACAUAUGAAACUACAAGUUCAGUAGUAAAGUCGGUCCUUAAUAACAAAGUGAAUCCAGUUUUUAUAGCACAAAUGGAUAAAAAAUUAAGUGUGUUGGAAUGUAAUACUCCUGAUCUUCAAGAUGACGAAAAUCAGCAAGUCAUUGAAAGCGACACUAGUCCACGAGAAUCAUCUCAAGAUACUCCUGAAGCAGAUGAACGUGAAGAUCGUCACAGCAAUGAUAAGAAAACAGAAAUCUUGCCAGAAGCGUCGACCAGUGUUGAAGAAACCCACACGUUUGUAGAACCGAAAUCUCAUAAUCUCCAUUUCAAAUUUCACAACCCAUUCUCACAUAAGAAGUUAUCACAGAGCAUCAGCGCCCCAUCGUCUCCCGUAGAGAAGAAGGGCUUUGUAUAUCGCUCCUCAUCCAAGAUCAAACGCCAGAUCUCCAAAAUAUCCAAAAGCAGCAUGAUGAAAAGCCUGUCUCAUUAUUCCUUGUUGCCGAAAAGAAAACACAGCGACCCAAAACCUGCUUUGAGCCAACCCGGAUCAGCUUCUGAUGUCCCUUCUAAAGCACCCAGCGAAACCGUACUAGGAUCCGCCUUCCUGUCAUAUUCCGACUUACUUAGUCUUGACAAGGAAGGUAUUGAUACUAACAAUCGUCUUCAUAGAAGUGAUGAAUUCACGCAUUCAGGGGUCUCUAUGUAUAUUGGUUCUGAACCUGUUUCCAGGGCUUCUGUGAGCGGUCCAUCUUCUCCUAACCAUGGAAAAGACGAUUACCAUCCACAUGAGCAUAGAACUUUCAAGAAAAGACCAAAUAUUAAUCCAAGUGGCUUGAUUGCUACUGCCAUGGAGACGAUUUUAAUUGAUAAAGUACAGAAUCUGCUAGUACCGGCAUCGCCAAACCCAGCGCAACAGGACGAAAAGAAGUUCUUUGAUGAUGUCAACGAAAAAUUAGAGAAAGUCGAAGAGGCGAGAAAUAGAAAGGUCUUUGAAAAUGAAACUAUAAAGGCAACUGAUACUUCAUCUAAAGAUAAUGUAGAACAUAUGACAGAUACAAAGGAAAACACACCUCAAACUAUUUCUGACGGGAAUAAUGUUGCAGGUGAUUCGGAACCUAAGCCACAGGAAAUGUCUGCAGACAUUUCGAAUAAAACUAUCAAACAUUCUGAAUCGGAAAAAGUUGAAUUAGGUGACACAAACUAUAAGAAACUUGUCAGGCAGGAUAGUGUACGUUCAAACGAGUCGCAUAAAAUGUCCAACGAAACCGACUUUAACCUCGUUUCAUCCGCUCCACCCGCGCCUAUGUUGCAACACUUUCAUCCGGUCCUUAGCGGCGUGCCCAAGUUAGCGACCAUCCCCUCAUUACCAGAGACUAGUGUAGACCAACCCGAGAGUAUAGACACCGACGGUAUAUGUCUAUGUAAUGAUAAGUGUGAGUGUAGCGACACUAACAAGGCUAGUGUGUGUGAUAACUCGCAUGCAGCGUGCGAUGUUGACAGGGACAGGGAGCGGGACAGAGAGAAGAAUGUUGAGAAGGGUUCGCCGAGGCACGCUCGGCACGAGUCGUACGGCAAUCGGGACGGGAUCGGCUCGGCGCAGGCGCACGCGCCCAACUCGUCGCUGGAGGCUGCGUCCACGCCGCAAGGGAUUCACCGUCGCUCUUCGGAUUCUGAUCUUAGUGUUACACCAAAGGGUGGUUCACUAAAUGCGUCAGUCGGCAACACGGGCAGCGGCGGCGGCGCCAUCUUGCGGCCCUCCAUGAACAGCAACAACCUAGAGAUGCUCGAGUACCCGUUCCUUACUAUGUCGGAGUAUCCUCCAGGCUUCAUCGUUCACAUUGGCGGCACAGUUUGCGCCCGCUCAGUGAAGCUGAUGGACGGCGGAGGCGAGAGUAGCUCUCGCGCGGCGUGGUGGGCCGAGCUGCGCACCGAGCUCAGGGCGCACGCGCGCGCGCUGCGCUGCAACGCCGUCAUAGCGUACACCGAGACGGCUGCUAUAUGUGAGGAUGUAUGCGUGUUAUCCGCAUCUGGCACGGCCGCAGUGAUCGACCUGGAGUGCGGCUGGGAGCGCCGCGAGGAGGACUCGUGCUCGCUCGCACACGUGCCCUACUCGCCGGGCGCCGGGCCCUACCGCGCCGAGCUCUCCGUCUGCCAGGGCUGCAGACGCGCCCGCGUCCCGGCGGUGCUGCUGGCGACGUGCGCGAUGCCGGGCGCGCUGGCGGCCUACCGCGCCGCCGUGCCGCUCACGGCCGUGGCGGCCCGGGCGCGCCGCGCGCCGCCGCAGGCCGAGCCCGGCGCUAGGGACAUCUCCGACCAGCUGCCCUUCCUCGAGUACGAACUGCACAAGCUGCUGCUGGCUAAACUGAGGAUGCAGGGUGCGAACGCUCUGUUCUCGUUGCAAACUCAAGUGGCAGUAGGGGAGCGAUGCGUCAUGGCGAUCGCGAGCGGCACGGCCGUGCGGAUCUGCGCGCUGCCGCCGCCCAUGCCGCCGAGGAUUAAGGCAACAGAAAACGACAAAGAAGCGUUAGAAAUUCAGAAGGCGUUAUGGGACGCCUUCACUGCCAAUAAGGCAGCGAACGGAUAUGACGUUGUCCUUCCCGAGAUGAGCACGAAUGUCGCCCUAACCGAAGCGGACGGUGAGCGCGGAGACGAGGCUCCAGCGCUCGACCUGUGCGCCGACAAAGACGCCUGCGUGCUCGAGCUAGAUGAGGCGGAGGACGUGGAGACCGCGAAGGUGCUGGCUAAGCGUCGCCCGCACAUGCAGGUGUUCACCAACAGCUCCAGAGCGCUUCCUGGCGCGCCACCGCAGGCAUUUGCACAGGUGUGGCGAGCUCGCCUCCAGCUGUCGGGGCAGGGCGGCGCCAGCACGGCGGGCGAGCGGCACGUGGCGCGCGCGCUGGACGGCGUGGCCUACAAGCUGCGCCGGCUCAGGCCCUGCGCGCUGCUCGCGCCCAGGAUACAGCUCGAGCUGCCCGAGCUGUCGGGGCAGGGCGGCGCCAGCACGGCGGGCGAGCGGCACGUGGCGCGCGCGCUGGACGGCGUGGCCUACAAGCUGCGCCGGCUCAGGCCCUGCGCGCUGCUCGCGCCCAGGAUACAGCUCGAGCUGCCCGAGCUGUCGGGGCAGGGCGGCGCCAGCACGGCGGGCGAGCGGCACGUGGCGCGCGCGCUGGACGGCGUGGCCUACAAGCUGCGCCGGCUCAGGCCCUGCGCGCUGCUCGCGCCCAGGAUACAGCUCGAGCUGCCCGAGCUGUCGGGGCAGGGCGGCGCCAGCACGGCGGGCGAGCGGCACGUGGCGCGCGCGCUGGACGGCGUGGCCUACAAGCUGCGCCGGCUCAGGCCCUGCGCGCUGCUCGCGCCCAGGAUACAGCUCGAGCUGCCCGAGCUGUCGGGGCAGGGCGGCGCCAGCACGGCGGGCGAGCGGCACGUGGCGCGCGCGCUGGACGGCGUGGCCUACAAGCUGCGCCGGCUCAGGCCCUGCGCGCUGCUCGCGCCCAGGAUACAGCUCGAGCUGCCCGAGGUGUGGCGAGCUCGCCUCCAGCUGUCGGGGCAGGGCGGCGCCAGCACGGCGGGCGAGCGGCACGUGGCGCGCGCGCUGGACGGCGUGGCCUACAAGCUGCGCCGGCUCAGGCCCUGCGCGCUGCUCGCGCCCAGGAUACAGCUCGAGCUGCCGGAGGAUGAAAUCCAGCUGGUCGUGUCCGGGGCCGCCAUCCGGCUGGUGGAUCCGAGCAAGGUGGAGCACAGUGAGAACGGCCACCCCCCGCACCCCGCCGAGGACGACGAUAUCUUCGCCCUGGACGAGGAACAGCUCUCCCAGGAAAGAGGAGGAGGAGGAGGAAAGAGCCAGGAGGAGGAGAAGACCGUCGUUCCGGCGAAUGGACAAGUGCCAACGACGGUGUCGCUGACGUCGCUGUGCUACUGCUCGGGCGCGGGCACGAUGCGGCGCGUGUGCGCGCUGCGGCUGCUGUUCGUGCGCGAGACCACGGCCGUGCGCGAGCUGGGCGGCCUCAGCGGGUUCCUGCACACCUUCACAUGCGAGGUGCCAACGACGGUGUCGCUGACGUCGCUGUGCUACUGCUCGGGCGCGGGCACGAUGCGGCGCGUAUGCGCGCUGCGGCUGCUGUUCGUGCGCGAGACCACGGCCGUGCGCGAGCUGGGCGGCCUCAGCGGGUUCCUGCACACCUUCACAUGCGAGGUGCCAACGACGGUGUCGCUGACGUCGCUGUGCUACUGCUCAGGCGCGGGCACGAUGCGGCGCGUGUGCGCGCUGCGGCUGCUGUUCGUGCGCGAGACCACGGCCGUGCGCGAGCUGGGCGGCCUCAGCGGGUUCCUGCACACCUUCACAUGCGAGGUGCUGGCAAUAGCUCGCGCGUACACGGCGGCUUUGGGCGGCAACGCUCUGACGUCUUUCUACAUCACGCAGCUCAUGCUUCAAGACAACGCGCACAAGAACCAGGGUCAAUGUCUCCUGUCUGUAGGAGGCGACGUGGUGCACAUGACGUAUUAAGAUGUUUUUUUAUUAAAUCUAUGUAGAUUAAAAAAACUUUAAGUAAAACCGUAAAAUUAAAAGCGUAGUUAUUUGUAUGAAAUCAGAAAGUUUUCUCUCUGGAAUAAAUUGUAAUUUUCACUGUCAAAUUGUACAGUGUGCUUGUUUGAAACAGCAUUUUUGAAGCUUACAGACUUUUAUAGUAUCAGUACGACCAUGACGAAUAUAAUUUUCUCUUCUACUUCUUUAUGAUAUUCCUCAUGCGUUUUAUUAAAUCGUCCUAUAAUUAACCCGUCAAUAUUUUUUACUUCAAAAAUGCAAUGGAAUCUAUGGUUUAACCGGGCCAACGGAGUGUGCACUCGGGACACAUGUUUCGUAAAUCCUGUCAAUUAGUAGUAAUAGUAAUUAAGAAACUGUAUUAUGUUAUAUUUAUGUGCGACGGUAUGUGAAUCGUUGUUUUAAGAGAUUGAGAGAGACUGGUAAAGUUAUUAUAAAUGUUUCUUCAGUCGGUUUGUGUUUCGUAUAGGUAUGUAAAGUCCUUAAUUGGUAAUAAGCGAGACGAAACAUAUUUCCAUUUACGUAUUUGUAUUAAAUUCGGUAAUAUCCUAUAAAUAGACAAAUCACCUAGGUAUUCAGCAUUGAACAAGCUUCUUAUCGCAGCGAUUUUUGAAACAUUUUUCUGAAAUAAAUAAUUGAGCUUGAUUUUUCUUUGGACGUAUGCACUUUGUUAUAUUUUUUUAAAUUAUAUGUGAGGGCUAUCCUAUUAUUGAAAUAUCUUAGUUAUUUACAAAGUUAUAUUAUAUAAUUCUUAUUUAUUAAGUGUUAUUUAUAUAUAUUUACAAACCCUAUAUUUUAGUUUAAUGCUUUCCACAGGUUUUAUAGUUGAAAUUACGUGAGCGGUUAUUUAAGCGCAGUUUUUAAUAUAAUUUUAACUCUAGGUACCCAAACAAAUGCAUGAAAAUGACAAUUAGAAUAGUAACUCUCUAUAUUUAAAAUUUACUUAUAAUUAGAAAAAAAAAGGUUUUCUUUAAUUAUAAUUGAAUACUUUCAUUUUAUAUGGCAUGUAAAUUUUCCAUGCUCAGAGUACUACUACCUACAACUUGUGCUGACGCCAUAAGGCGUAUUGUUUUUCUUUUGUGUACCUACUUGUCUUUGAAUUUUGGUGCUAUUUAUUGUAUCUGUCUGUUUGUGUUAUACAAGACAAAAGAAGUUUUUGCAGUUAUUUAAAUAACAAUGUAUUUGUAGUCUACUCAUGGACGUUACAUGGCGGCUACAACAAUUAUUAGAACAGAUACGUACCUAUGUCGAUACUAACCCUUAACAUUCAGGGCUCAUUUAGACGAUGCGAGAACUCGCAUGCUAGUUUUAUUACCUACAUUGCGGUUUUUGAUCGGUCGGCUGAAUUGGACGUAACCAACAGCAAUGUAACUAAAAUCGCAUGCGAGUUCGCGCGCCAUCUAAAUCAGCCCUUAUAGAUUCUAUUUGUAAAAUUUGUAAAAAUCAUCGUUUCUUGAUCCUGGGAUUUGACUGAUGCUUCUGGACACGAAAUUCGUAUGUGUUUUUUUCACAAUUGACCGUAGGUAUUUAUGCAGAAAACGACUAACUAAAUUUUUUGUCAAUGCAGAAAGCGACCAAAUCCCCUGAGUUAAGGCGUAAGUCACUUUGACAAAAAUAAGUUGGUAGCUUUCUACAGAACUACGGUCAAUUUAGGUACAGUCAGCAGCAGAAGUUGCUAAGCGGGCGAGGUGUUCUAAAUUACCUUGACGCGCUCUUAUUCUCUUAACAAUAAAGUCGCGUCAAGAUCAUUUUGAACACCUGGCCCGCUUAGCAACUUCUGCAGCUGACUGUACAGGUUAAGGAUAGUGUAAAGUGACCGACAAUCAUGCUGUUCAAUGACAGUUAUUAAGACAAUGAUAUUAUUAACUCACAUUUAUAGACGGGUCUAACGCGAAUUUUAUUCAAUUACCUUGAUUUACCGACGUUUCGACACAGGUUUCACUGGUCGUGGUCGCGGCUGACUGAUGUCCCAGCACAAUGUCAAAACAGACACAACGCAAAACGCGAAAGUUUAAAAUAUUAUAAUGAUAUUAUGAUACCCCCUUAUAAUACUCGUAGCUUGCAAUUAGAAACUUGCAAUAUUGUUCACGUAAUCAAAUGAAGUAAUGCGGUUAUUUUGGAUUGCUGACUAGUCGAAAUAUUAUUUAUCAGUGAUCGAUAAUAGGUAUGUAUACCGAAAUAUGUUUUCCUUUCCACUGUGUAUAAGUUAGUACUCUUCUACGUACAAUCGUACAUGUAUUUUCAGCCAAACUGUUUCGUAUGCUAUUACAGAUGAACUGCUUAUACAUUCUCAAGUUUCUCAUAUCAGGCCGCGUAGCCAAAAUGACAAUCGCUUACUCUCCGUACCGAUCGAAACACAACUGUCACUGUCACACUAAUAUGGAAGAGUGAUAGAGAGACAUAAUGAUUUUCGUUGUCGAAGCGAUAGCGAUUGUAACCUUGGCUAGGCCGGGCCGGCAGUAUUCUCAAAUAAUAUUAAUAUACUAUGCUUUUCAUUCAAUAUUGAAUACUAAUUAGAGUAAUUAGGGAAAUUCGAUUCAAAUUUAUAGAGUCAGAUGAUUAAAUCACUCGAAAAAAUCGAUACUUAUUUCAAGAUCAAAUGAUCAAUUAAUAAAAGCAGGUUGACUUUCCGUCGUAAUGAGAGCCGAGCCCUGGAGGCGUUAAUUUACGUUUGAAUACACUUCCAUGACACUGCCUAACUCUAGUCUUAAUCUACUUUGUUUGGCUGUAAAAACGUGUUCAUGUUCCUCACAAGUGUAUUGUUUUUAUUAUGGUAUUUGUAUUCUAGGAAAAUACACAAAUUAUACAAUA